This is a messenger RNA of Castor canadensis (American beaver), 1881 nucleotides long. The record is from RefSeq and is a predicted model, not a curated record. NCBI's taxonomy places the organism in Eukaryota, Metazoa, Chordata, Mammalia, Rodentia, Castoridae.
AUGCCGAGGAGCCGGGGCGGCCGCGCAGCGCCGGGGCCACCUCCGCCGCCGCCGGGCCGGGCCCCGCGCUGGAGCCACUGGCGGGGCCCCGGGCGGCUGCUGCUGCUGCUGCUGCUGCCCGCGCUCUGCUGCCUCCGGGCGGCGGUGGCGGCGGCGCGGGCGGCCGAGGCGGAGGCGUCCUUCGCCGGGCAGAACUGGUUAAAGUCAUAUGGCUAUCUGCUUCCCUAUGACUCACGGGCAUCUGCGUUGCACUCAGGGAAGGCCUUACAGUCAGCAGUCUCCACUAUGCAGCAGUUUUACGGGAUCCCAGUCACCGGUGUGUUGGAUCAGACAACGAUCGAGUGGAUGAAGAAACCCCGAUGUGGUGUCCCUGAUCACCCACACUUGAGCCGAAGGCGGAGAAAUAAGCGCUAUGCCCUGACUGGACAGAAGUGGAGGCAGAAACACAUCACCUACAGCAUUCACAACUAUACCCCAAAGGUGGGUGAACUAGACACACGGAAAGCUAUUCGUCAGGCUUUUGAUGUGUGGCAGAAGGUGACCCCACUGACCUUUGAAGAGGUGCCAUACCAUGAGAUCAAAAGUGACCGGAAGGAGGCAGACAUCAUGAUCUUCUUUGCUUCUGGCUUCCAUGGUGACAGCUCUCCAUUUGAUGGGGAAGGGGGAUUCCUAGCCCACGCUUACUUCCCUGGCCCAGGGAUUGGAGGAGAUACUCACUUUGACUCAGAUGAGCCAUGGACCCUAGGAAAUGCCAACCAUGAUGGGAAUGACCUCUUCUUGGUGGCUGUACACGAGCUGGGCCAUGCACUGGGACUUGAGCACUCCAACGACCCUAGUGCCAUCAUGGCCCCCUUCUACCAGUACAUGGAGACGCACAACUUCAAGCUGCCCCAGGAUGAUCUCCAGGGCAUUCAGAAGAUCUAUGGACCCCCAGCUGAGCCUCUGGAGCCCACAAGACCUCUCCCCACACUCCCAGUCCGCAGGAUCCAUUCACCAUCUGAGAGGAAGCAUGAGCGCCAGCCCAGGCCCCCUCAGCCACCCCUUGGGGACCGGCCAUCCACUCCAGGCGCUAAACCCAACAUCUGCGACGGCAACUUCAACACGGUGGCCCUCUUCCGGGGCGAGAUGUUUGUGUUUAAGGAUCGAUGGUUCUGGCGUCUGCGCAACAACAGGGUGCAGGAGGGCUACCCCAUGCAGAUAGAGCAGUUCUGGAAGGGCCUACCUGCCCGCAUAGAUGCUGCCUAUGAAAGGGCUGAUGGGAGAUUUGUCUUCUUCAAAGGUGACAAGUACUGGGUGUUUAAAGAGGUGACAGUGGAACCUGGGUACCCCCACAGCCUGGGGGAACUAGGCAGCUGCCUGCCCCGUGAAGGCAUUGACACGGCUCUGCGCUGGGAACGUGGCAAGACUUACUUUUUCAAAGGCGAGCGGUACUGGCGCUACAGUGAGGAGCGGAAGGCCACAGACCCUGGAUACCCCAAGCCCAUCACUGUGUGGAAAGGCAUCCCACAGGCUCCCCAAGGGGCCUUCAUCAGCAAGGAAGGAUAUUACACCUACUUCUACAAGGGUCGGGACUACUGGAAGUUUGACAACCAGAAACUGAGUGUGGAGCCAGGCUACCCACGUAACAUCCUGCGUGACUGGAUGGGCUGCAACCAGAAGGAGGUGGAACGGCGCAAGGAGCGGCGGCUGCCUCAGGAUGAUGUGGAUAUCAUGGUGACCAUCAAUGAUGUGCCGGGCUCCGUGAAUGCUGUGGCAGUGGUCAUCCCCUGCAUCCUGUCUCUCUGCAUCCUGGUGCUGGUCUACACCAUCUUCCAGUUCAAGAACAAGGCAGGCCCUCAACCUGUCACCUACUAUAAGCGGCCAGUCCAGGAGUGGGUGUGA